Molecule: messenger RNA, 1072 nt
Organism: Pomacea canaliculata
Lineage: Eukaryota; Metazoa; Mollusca; Gastropoda; Architaenioglossa; Ampullariidae
Product: low-density lipoprotein receptor-related protein 2-like
Exons: 2
Coding region: 173-1072 (299 amino acids)
Cellular component (GO): plasma membrane
Molecular function (GO): protein binding
Source: RefSeq, a predicted model, not a curated record
ACUUCCUUGUCAUGUGACAAAGCCACUCAGUGCGGUGCACAGAUGCUUCCUCUCCAUUGUCAGACCUGGGUGGGAGACAGAAGAUUUGUGCUCACUGCCAUGUUUGUGUGCCUUGAUCACAGGAGCAGUCUACCCUACAGCCUCGUGUGUGACUUUCAGCCCGACUGCCAAGAUGAAUCUGACGAGAAGCUUCUGCAGACGAGACUAUAACUGUGAAGGAUUCACGUGUUUGAACGGUCAGUGUGUCGAUCCUGAUAAAUUAUGUGAUGUGAAUAAGGACUGCUGGGAUGGCUCGGACGAGGAGUGUGACGUGUUUCAGUCUUGGCUUAUCAAUAUGUCUUCUUUUGCUUACCCACCAGCAGUAAUAGACUUUGGUCACAAGAAUGACAUUAUUUACACAUCACUUAACUCAUCUGACGCAUGCCCAGACACCCACUUCCGGUGUCCACCUGACGGUUACUGUCUGCCUGUUUACGUGCGGUGUAACGGCGUGUACGACUGCCCUUAUCACGAGGACGAUGAAGACUGUGCGAGUUACACGUGUCCAGGUUUCUACAGGUGUCGCGCCUCCACCGUGUGCGUGCACGAGGACCACAUGUGUGACGGCCGACCACAGUGUCCACAACACGACGACGAACUGUUCUGUGAGCUCAGCUGUCCACAAGGCUGUGUGUGUCAGGGUCUGGCCUUUGUUUGCUCUGUGACAUUCAAUACACAAACUUUCCCUGCCAUGCGUUACUUAGAUGCCAGUGGCUCUGGAAUGUCAACAUCAGACAUGGCGCCCAGCAUUUACUUAGUCUGGCUUAGUCUAGCAGCUUGUGACAUACAAGUACUUUCCAACAUGUCCCUCCCUAGUCUUCAAACACUGGACCUGAGUAACAACCUCAUCACCUCGCUGGACAUGUCGUACUUCAUGCAGUUUGAAAAUCUCCGAGUUCUUCGUCUUGCCGGAAAUCCCAUGCAGAUGUGGUGUAUCGAGAUAGCUUCUUGUGGUAUGAACAAUCAUGGACAGGAGGAUAUUUUUGUCAGCUCUCUGGCCUUCUGUACUUUGUAUCCACGGAGGCGUCCAUAA